GAACAAAAAACAGUGCGCGUGGGAGCGUGGUUGAUUAUUCGGUGGAUUGAGGGAGGCACGUGGGCGGGACGUGGCCUGUGAAGCCGGGACCGAGGGAAUCGUUCGUGAUUUUCAUCUCACUGCUGGGAGGAGCACUUGUCAUUAACUAGCUGCCUGGCUAGCAAGCAAACGUCAACAUGAAGCUUCUCACGCACAACAUGCUCACGUCAAAAUGUUUGAAAAAUGUGGUCAGCGGAUAUCCUUUACAGAUUUCGAUCAACUCGCCAGAAGAUGUGAAGGUGCAAGAAGUGGACUUCAAUCCAGAAUUCAUAGCAAGAAUCAUUCCAAAGGUGGACUGGGAUGUGCUAUGCAAAACAGCUGAAGAGGUUGGACACAAAGGGGACCUGCCUGCCACGUUGGACCAAGAUUAUGAGACGAAUGAAGAGUUUCUGAAGAUGGCUCAUCAUGUUCUUCUGGAAGUGGAGGUGAUGAGCGGGGAGCUGGUAUGCCCAGAGACGGGCCGGAGGUUCCCAGUCACCGAUGGCAUUCCCAACAUGCUGCUGAACGAGGACGAGGUGUGAACUCGUCGACGUCAUUGCACCUUUCAUUUUGAUGUAACCCCGCCUGACCGUUCAUUUUUGUCUUGUUAAAUACAGAUUACGCUUAUCAAUA
Molecule: messenger RNA, 651 nt
Organism: Pollicipes pollicipes
Lineage: Eukaryota; Metazoa; Arthropoda; Thecostraca; Pollicipedomorpha; Pollicipedidae
Product: multifunctional methyltransferase subunit TRM112-like protein
Exons: 4
Coding region: 177-560 (127 amino acids)
Biological process (GO): peptidyl-glutamine methylation; rRNA (guanine-N7)-methylation; tRNA methylation
Molecular function (GO): protein heterodimerization activity
Source: RefSeq, a predicted model, not a curated record